CACGACUAUUGCGCACCCUUAUCGUGUGGACGAGGACGUGAGCUUUGACCAGUUUGAGUCUAUGUUGUCCAGAGAUACGGCAAACUUGAUUAAUCCAGGCCUUGUGCAUGUGCUCUGGGGAAUGUGCAAAGACUUUGGUGCUAAUGGUCUCCGUGUAGGAGCCAUCAUCUCCCAAUGUCUCUCGCUUUACUCCUUUGUGUCUUCAAUGUCGGACCAAAUCACGGCGUCCAUUCUCAAGGAUGAUGCCUUUACGGACAGGUAUAUACAGACAAAUCAGGAAAUGCUUGCACAGUCCCACGAAUUUCUUGUUCAUAUCUUGGACAUGCAUGGCAUCGACUAUUCUCAUGGUUGCAAUGCAGGAUUCUUUUUGUGGGUAAAUCUUGGCAAGAAGUACUUGCAGUCUCACCCCCGGGCAGCCGAGCAAGGGAUCGAGCUCACUGAGUUGAUAUUUGAGAAGCUUCUUGAGCACAAGGUAUAUGUGGCCCAUGGGAUAACUUAUGGAUCAGAGAGUCCAGGCUGGUUUCGCGUGGUAUUCUCCCAUCCACGCCCCUGGUUGGAGGAGGCGAUGCAACGCAUACUUGAUGCCAUCAUUUGA
Molecule: messenger RNA, 595 nt
Organism: Penicillium longicatenatum
Lineage: Eukaryota; Fungi; Ascomycota; Eurotiomycetes; Eurotiales; Aspergillaceae
Exons: 2
Coding region: 62-595 (177 amino acids)
Biological process (GO): amino acid metabolic process; biosynthetic process
Molecular function (GO): transaminase activity; pyridoxal phosphate binding
Source: RefSeq, a predicted model, not a curated record